AUGUCUCUCCUGUUAAAUGUGGCUUAUGAUUGGGUUCCUCCUUUCAAGCUCCACAGACUUAGCAUUGGAGGCUGCAGAGUAGGUCAUGGUUUUGGGGCAUUGAUUCAAUCUCAAACUGAACUAGUCGAUGUCUUCCUUUGUAGUACUUUCAUCUCGGAUUCCAUAGAGGAAUGGUUGUCGAAGAUAUCUUCCCGAGUCGAAUAUUUGGAUUUAUCUGACAACAACUUCAGUGGAAGGCUUCCAUUACAAUUGAAGUUUCCAAAGCUAAGAAGUAUUAGAUUGGGUCAUAAUCAAUUGGAAGGCCCACUUCCACUUUGGCCCACUAAUGCCUCUUGCCUUGAUCUUCAAAGCAAUUUAUUUUCCGGUGGUGAGAUUGUUUUCUUUCAAAAUUGCACUUUUUUGGUAUUACUUAAUCUUGGAGGCAACAAAUUCACUGGAAACCUACCUUUAUGGAUUGGAUCAGACGUACCUCAAUUAGAAGUAUUACAAUUGCAAUCCAACCUUUUGAGCGGGCAUAUCCCCCCUCCCCCCCCCCAACCCCCCAAUUUCUGCAAUCUUCCAUCCCUUCGCGUCCUAGAUCUUUCUCACAACAACUUUUCAGGGACCAUUUCCAAGUGUCUGACUUGUCUAGUUGAAGAUAGUGAUAGAUGCCAUACUAGCAUGUGGUUUGAAUCAUAUUAUGGAAAAACAACAAUAAUGUCAAAAGGGAAAGAGCUCGAAUAUAAGGAUUACCAGUUAACCGCCUGGGGAGACAUGAUUGAUCUUUCAUCAAACAAUUUUGAAGGUGAAAUCCCUGAACAAGUAGGCAAUAUGGUUAACUUGAGUAUGUUGAACUUGUCGAUGAAUCGAUUAACUGGAGAGAUUCCUUCAAGCAUCGGAAAAUUACAUUGGCUUGAAACUCUUGAUCUCUCACACAACCACUCUUGUCCUACAACAACUUGA
This is a messenger RNA of Prunus armeniaca (apricot), 942 nucleotides long. The record is from the annotation of a GenBank genome assembly. Lineage: Eukaryota; Viridiplantae; Streptophyta; Magnoliopsida; Rosales; Rosaceae.